Molecule: messenger RNA, 2695 nt
Organism: Drosophila innubila
Lineage: Eukaryota; Metazoa; Arthropoda; Insecta; Diptera; Drosophilidae
Gene: LPCAT
Product: lysophosphatidylcholine acyltransferase
Exons: 8
Coding region: 363-2048 (561 amino acids)
Molecular function (GO): calcium ion binding
Source: RefSeq, a predicted model, not a curated record
UUAAUUUGAGUGCGCGCUGCAUGCUAGUGCUGCCAGAUAGUUGGAUUUUGAAAUUGUGUCAUGCUGAGGAUGUGGCAGCGUCAAUAAGUAAAAAUCAUCGUGCUAUCGGCGCUGUAAGCGUCAUCGAUAACAUUCCGUUUUACUCAGCACUAUUUGACUUGUUAUCCAGCACUCUAGUUUGCUGGCAACAUAAAGCAGAAACGGAAGAGAGCGGGAGUACUUGUUGUUUUUUUUUAUAUUUUUUGCGCCACACGCUUAAGCAACCAGCAAAAGAAAAUUGAAACAAUAAGUUCAAGCAACACAAAAAACGAAAAGAAAUCAAAUUUGUUAAAGUGCUAAUAAGAAGCGGGUGAUAGUGUGAAAUGACAACGUCUUCGAUUAAACGACGUCGUUCGCCACACGAUGCACGGGCAUCGAACGAUGGCGAUGGCCUCCAGCAGGAGGAGAACGACUAUGAAACGGACAGCAAUGGCACGAGAGUGUUGGCCACUGACGCCAUCGAUGUCAAUGGCGUUACCAUCACUGCCAAUCUGGGCAAGCGUGACUCCGAGGAGGAUAGCUGGGCAUCCAAAGGCUAUAGCUACAUCAAUCCGUUCGUGCAUCGUAUACAAAUCGACAGUCACAUUGAUGUGGCCAAGAUCUACGUGUUGAGUGUGCUACUGCUGCCGAUACGUGUUGUGGGAUGUGUUCUGUCGCUGCUCUCGGCCUGGAUGUUCGCCUACAUCGGUUUAUAUGGUGUAUCCCUGGAGCAAUUACAGGCAAAGCCCAUCACCGGUUGGCGCAGGUGUUUUCAGUACUUGACAGCGCGUGCCAUGCGCAUGGUGUACACAUCUGGAUCGUUUCACUAUAUCAAUUUCAAAGGCACUCCCGCUACUCCAAAGGAGGCACCCAUUUUGGUUGUGGCACCGCACUCUUCCUACGUUGAUUCCAUAUUUGUUGUAUCCGGCCAUCCGCCAUCGAUUGUGGCCAAACGGGAGACGGCUGACAUUCCUCUGCUGGGACGCAUCAUUAACUAUGCUCAGCCCAUCUAUGUGCAGCGUGAGGAUCCCAAUUCGAGGCAGACUACCAUACGGCAAAUUGUUGAUCGCACACGUUCCAAUGACAAUUGGCAGCAGGUUGUUAUCUUUGCCGAGGGUACUUGCACCAAUCGCACCGCAUUGAUCAAAUUCAAGCCCGGCGCCUUCUAUCCAGGCGUGCCCGUGCAGCCGGUACUGCUCCGAUAUCCCAACAAGUAUGACACCUUCACCUGGACUUGGGACGGACCAGGAGUCCUGCGUCUACUCUGGCUGACAAUGACACAGUUCUAUAACCGUUGCGAGGUUGAAUAUCUGCCCGUUUAUACUCCCUCGCCAGCUGAGGUGGCCGAUGCCAAUCUCUAUGCUCACAAUGUGCGCGAAGUAAUGGCCAAAGCUUUGAAUGUGCCCACAUCGGACUAUUCAUUUGAGGAUGUUAUCGUUAUGAGUCGAGCACGCGAGAUGAAAAUCCCAUUUCCCGGUGACAUUGUCGAAAUUGAGCAUACGCUCGAUUCUCUGGGACUUUUUGACUCGAAGCGUGACAUGGAACUUUGCGAUAGCUUCCUUUCGUUAUCCAACACAGACACAGUGGACAUUAUUACAUUUGCUGAGCUGCUUCAAGUCGAUCUCCAGAAUCCCGAACUGCACAAAUUGUUUGCGCUAUUGAAUCAUCGUCACAAGGGUACAGUGAGUCUGAAGAGUUUUCUGCUUUGUUCGCUAUUUUGCAAAUUGAAGAAUUGCGAUAUUAUUACAUUUCUGCGAUCGUUAAUCAAGCUGUACAGUCCAAGCAGUCAACAAAUUGAGAGGCAGAAUUUUGUACGAUUGUUGCGACACGCUGGUGGCAAGUUGAACGAACAAAAGGCACAGGCACUCUUCUUUGCAUUGGACGUUGACAAUGUUGGCCACAUUUCAUUCGAUGCAUUUGCGCAGUAUACGGAAAAACAAACGAGCUACAAGUUUCUCUAUCACAAGUCCGAGCACAUAAGACGACCGAAGACCAACGCUGCAAAGACAACCACUGUCACAUCCAACUGAGCCUAAAAUUAGAAAAUGCUUUUUGGAGGCUGCAACAAACACAUUUAAGCUGUUCUAUAGUUAUACGAGAGCUGUGCCAUAGGCAACAAGCGGCAUAUGGGGCAACCGGCAACGUAAGAGAGACACAGAGAGAGAGAGAGAGAGAUAUAGAGAAAAAUAAGAAAGCAAAAGCAAGAGGGUAGAUUAACGUAGUACAUUGGAAAUGAAAGCAAAGUCAACAUCAACUUAAGCUUAAAGUUCAAUUGUAAACUAUAUACAUAUACAUAUAUUUUGUAAUAUUUAACUUAUUUAUUGUGUACGUGUUUGUUGCCAACUGUAUUUAGAUUUGUUAAGCUUGAGGCAGAUAGAAGAAAUAUGCUGGAGAUAUGCUAAGAAAUCGAACUCGAUCUGUCUGCACAUAAUUUUAAAACGAUUAACCCUUAUGUGUACUUGUACUUUAACACUUAACGCAAGUCAUUUCAUUAUUGUGAUUCUACUUAUAUACAUACAUAUACAUAUGCAACUAUCUAUCUAACUAUCUACGUAUGUAUCUUUAGCCAACAGCAAACACCAAAAGACUUGUAUUCCAUGCCCACAGCAAGAAACCCUUUUUCUAUUCUUAACAAAGCCAUACCUCCGUUAUUCUUACCAUAGUCAGCCAGUAAAUA